Messenger RNA from Syngnathus acus (greater pipefish), 2179 nucleotides. RefSeq names its product glutathione synthetase-like. Gene Ontology annotation, molecular function: ATP binding; glutathione binding; glutathione synthase activity. Gene Ontology annotation, cellular component: cytosol. Gene Ontology annotation, biological process: glutathione biosynthetic process. The transcript is spliced from 13 exons. Lineage: Eukaryota; Metazoa; Chordata; Actinopteri; Syngnathiformes; Syngnathidae. Bases 193 to 1620 code for a protein of 475 amino acids. The record is from RefSeq and is a predicted model, not a curated record.
UUCACUUUAACUUUUACUUCCACUUUCAAAUUGACUACACAAAGACCGUUUGAACCUUAAUGACUAGCUCAUAAACCGUAGUGCAAGUGAUUUCUUUUCCUUGACUAAUUUAAAGGCAUUUGAUCAGAAGUCGGAACAGCACUCCAUUGUGACCGCAGAGACAGCAAUCGAUCUUAACUCUUAGCUCUCAGAAUGGCUAACGGGGUACGAAAUGAGUUACUGAUGAACACAACCCUAAUCGAUGAACUGGCACAAGUGGCAAAAGAAUCAGCAUUUACACAUGGCUCCCUUGUGAGACUUAGAAAAUCCCCCAACUCAUCAGAGGAGGUGACGUAUGCUCCUAUCACUCUCUUCCCCACGCCAGUACCAAGAGCUCUUUUCCUCCAAGGCAUGGCAGUGCAAACUCACUACAACACACUGAUGAAUAAGAUCAGCCAGGAUCCUGACUUCUUGGAAGAGGCGCUUGCCAGCACCAUUACUGUGGAUGAUUUUACUGCAAGACUGUUCAAGAUACAUCGGCAGGUCCUUAAAAAAGGAAGGUUGCAGACAAUUGUGUUGGGUCUGAACCGGUCAGACUACAUGUGGGAGAAGGAGAAUGGACACGCAUCUCUGAAACAGAUCGAGAUCAACACCUUUGCUGCUGCUGCUGGAGGCGUGGCUUCUCGCAUUUCUGAUGUACACAGACACAUUCUUCAGGUGACUGGCCAGCUGGAGGAGAGCCAGCGCAUCAUCGACAACAAUCCUGCAUUGGGUCAGGCCAAAGCUGUGGCCAAGGCCUGGGAGCUCUAUGGAUCAAAGAGAGCGGUUGUCAUGUUCGUGGUGGAGGAGAACCAGAUCAAUAUUCUGGAUCAACGAAUAAUUGAGAAUGAGCUGUGGAAAGGGAAUAUUGCCACCGUGCGAAAGCGUUUUGAGGAUGUCUCAGAAUCUGGACACCUAGAUGGGGACAAGAGACUAUUUGUUGAUCAUCAGGAAGUUGCAGUGGUGUACUUCAGGAACGGUUAUAUGCCUCAGCACUACAAGUCUGAAAAGGCAUGGGACGCUCGCCUGAUGAUGGAGUGCUCCUUGGCUGUGAAAUGUCCGGAUAUCAGCACUCACUUGGCUGGAACCAAGAAGGUCCAGCAGGUGCUUGCCCAGCCAGGUGUUCUGGAACGAUUCUUUCCUGACCAGCCGCAAGUAGUGGAGCAAGUUAGGGCCACCUUUACUGGCCUCUACUCUCUGGACAUGGGAGCAGAAGGGGACAAAGCGGUAGAAAUGGCUUUGGCAGCACCGGAUCGGUUUGUCCUGAAACCUCAGCGAGAGGGAGGAGGAAACAAUAUUUACGGACAAGAGAUCCGGGAGGUUCUUGGCAAAGUGAAGAGCAGUGCAGCGAGAAUGGCCUAUAUACUGAUGGAUAAAAUCCAGCCUGGGUCUUCACUGAACUACCUGCUGAGAUUGGGCAGGCCCCUCAAAAUUAGUAAUUGUGUUAGUGAACUGGGCUUCUUUGGAACCUAUGUCAGGCAUGGUAAAGACAUGCUGAUGAAUGAUUGUGUGGGCUAUCUUAUGAGGACCAAGAGUACAGAAUACUCCGACGGUGGUGUAGCUUCUGGAGCGGCAGUCCUGGACAGCGUGCUCCUCUUCUGAGUACAAUGGACUUGGCACAAUUCUUUGCCAUUAGUUAACGAUGUGCUCUCUCUCGUAAUGUUUCCCCGCUCUUCCAGUCUAUAUCUACCUAAUUGAGGCUCUGGUGAUGACUCACUCAUUGCCAUAUUGUUCAAUGCACAUGGAUACAAGAUGCCACAACUGUUUUCAAUGGAUUGAUCUUCUGUUUCCGACCGUGUCUGUCCUUGACCUUCCUGCCCCGUUGUUCUCCCAGGAAUCCUUUCUGCCCCUGACAGUGAAUUCUGCCUUAAGUCUGGUUCACACAGCAAGAUUUAAAACAAAUUGGUGGACUUUCAAGCUCCGAGAGACCCCACACUUGAUGAGAACCAAUCACGGGUAUAACAGUUUUGAAUGUACCGUGUGUGGUGUGCAACCCUAGUGAGGAUAAGCAGUUGACAGAGAAUGGAUAGAUGAAUUGACAGAUUGUAAACUUGCCAUUCGACACCUAAAUUGUAAGUUAAAUUGGCACGAUAAUGAACAUUUGUUCUACCAUUGAAUCAAUUUUAUUAAGUUUUGCAUGACUUAAAAUGAAAAAAAACUA